AUGGCGCCCACUGCUGGUUUCCCGACCCUGGCAGACUCUCUGGAGGCCAGGGUCGACCUGAUCUGGAUGCCCGACAACAACGAUCAGUCCUCGCCUCCUGAUUCUCCUGGCCCCUCCACCAGUGCACAAUCAGACCAUAUUCCCGAGAGCGAAGACGGUGAUGAGGGUGUUCACAACAAUACCGACGUGGAACAUUCAACUCAGGACACUUCCUCUCACGUUGACAACACCGAGUUGUCGCAGGCUUCGGGUUCGAACGACAUGUCAUCCAACACGGCUUUAUCCGACAGCGUUUCCUCAAACACCCAAGACGCCACCGAGGACGACGAUGACGUCCAGGAAAUCCUCCAAGCCCCUGAUGUCCCUCCGCCCUCGGAGGAAACCCUUCGCAGCCAGGCGAUAGCCUGGAUGGAGGCCACUUACUCCGACGUUCCCAACGGCGAGGUUAUCCAGCCUCCUCCCUGUUACGCCUACUCGCGUACUGAGCAUCCUGAGCGCCCGCGCAUCUGGAUCAAAGAUUUCUUCACGGGACAUGUCCGUCCGCGUCGCUUGGUUAAUGACCGCCUCGUAGACAUGUCCCGUGCUGAACGGGAACGCUGGGCAAACCAGCAGAGGAGGAUCCGAGGCGAGCCCGCUGGGUCAGCGUGGCAGAUUUUACGCCGGUGUGGACAUGGGAGAUGUAAUGAGAUCCGGUGGGAACAGCGGUUAAAGUAG
Molecule: messenger RNA, 714 nt
Organism: Neurospora tetraspora
Lineage: Eukaryota; Fungi; Ascomycota; Sordariomycetes; Sordariales; Sordariaceae
Exons: 1
Coding region: 1-714 (237 amino acids)
Source: RefSeq, a predicted model, not a curated record